Clunio marinus is the source of this 255-nucleotide messenger RNA. NCBI's taxonomy places the organism in Eukaryota, Metazoa, Arthropoda, Insecta, Diptera, Chironomidae. The record is from the annotation of a GenBank genome assembly.
AUGAAGAUUGAGCUUUAUUUGAACUUUCAGUUAAGAAAUUUUUCCAUGCAAUCUAAACUCGACUUGUUGCUAAGCUUUUUUAAAACAUCAAAAUUAAUUUUAACAUCGUUGUAUGCAUAUGUCCUAAACGAUAUACAGCAUGCCCAAGUAAAAACUGCAGUUCAGCACUUGGUUCAACAUAAUCAUAAAUUUUACUUGCUUAGUUAUUUCAUGAUGCUUCUAAAUACUUGGUUACAAAAUGCUGCAGAAUUGUAA